ACGUAACAUUGGCUUGCCGCAACACUCUACUAAGCGCUAAACUCAGCUGCUGGUUGUUGAGUACAAAUGGUUGCACUACUCACUUUGUUCACAAACCCAAUCCUUUCUUCUCCAUCUUCUUGUUUUUCUUCUUCUUCUAUUACUCUUCUUCUAAACCCUCCAAUCCCUCUCACAACUGUGCACUUUUCACUCUCUUCAGUUUCAGCUUUCCAUCCCCACGAAUGGUUCUCUAUCUCAAAGUUCAGUAAAGCCUCAAGAAACGAGCUCAAACCGCUAUUUCCCCAACUGGGUCUUCGACCCACUAAACAUAUCUCAAUCCAAUGCAGUUGCAUCAACUCCCUCGCCAAUCUUCACACUGAUAUAGGGAUUCUCUUUCCAUUCUUCAGAGAACUUGGACUUGAAGAUAAAGAAACUGAAUUAGUCUUGGACAAAAACCCAACUCUUGCAUUGACAUCUUUGGAUUCAAUACGUGCUCGGGUUCGUUCUUUGCUAUCACUUAGAAUCGAUAGCCUUACACUUAGUUACUUGAUUAUUAAAUGUCCUAGUGUGUUAACAGCUGAGGAAAUUGAUCCAUUUAUAUGUUUUGUGCAUGAUGAAUUGGAAAAUAAGAUUGAGCCUAUGCAGCUAAAGCACCUUUUGACUACCGCGGAUCCUAGAUUCUUGGUGGGUUUUGAUAAAAAGGUUAAAUUGCUUCUUGAUCGUGGAGUUCCAAGUGAAAAGAUUGGUUAUGUGCUCAACCAUGUCAAGUUAGCUAAAGCAGUGUGUCUUAGGCCAAUUGAAGAGAUCGAUAGGACCAUUACUUUUUUUAGCCCAUAUGGUGGUGUUGAUUUGAUUGUAAGGCGUCCAGAAAUUCUUAAUUAUAAUUUGGAAAGUCAGUUGAUACCUAGAAUCGGGUUCCUUUUAGAUCUUAGUGGGGGAGAUAAGGAUGCCACAGGGAAUGUGGUGCGUAGGCUCCCAAUGAUUUUAAGUUACACUGUGGAGCAUUUGGAGGGCCAUGUAGAGUUCUUGAGGUCGUUUGCUGGCCUAAAUAAUCAGGAAAUUUUCAAGAUUUUUCUUGUGUUCCCAAGUGUGGUUAGUGCUAGCAAAGAGCGGAAAUUGCGUCCCAGGAUAGAGUUUCUCAAGCAAUGUGGGUUGGAUUCCAAUGAUAUUUUCAAGUUCUUGAUCAAAGCUCCCUUGUUUCUAGGCCUUUCAUUUGAUAACCUCAAUUAUAAACUAGUGUUUUUGGUUAAGAUUGGGUAUAAAUAUAGGACAAGGGACAUGGCAAUGGCAAUGGGAUCUGUGACCAGAACAAGCUGUGAGAAUUUGCGAAAGGUAAUUUGGCUAUUCUUGAGUUAUGGGUUGUCUUACAGUGACAUUGUUUACAUGAGCACAAAGCACCCACAGAUACUGCAAUACAAUCAUAAUUCUUUGGAGGAGAAGAUGGAGUACUUGAUAGAGGACAUGGGUCGUGAAGUUGGAGAAUUGUUGGCUUUUCCGGCAUUCCUUGGUUACAAGCUUGAUGAGAGAAUUAAGGUUAGGUAUGAGGCAAAGAAGAAGAUUACUGGAGAAGGAAUGUCAAUCAAUAAGCUGUUAACUGUUUCGACUAAGAGAUUCUCGACAAAGAAGAAAGAGAAAAAAUUACUACAUGCGGUCAAGAAUCUAACUUGCGAUGAAGGUUAGAUAAGUUGGAUAGUAAUAUGUUCCUUUCCUUAAUUGAGGCACUUAUGACGGCUUUAUUGAAUAACUUCUUGAAACUCUCUCGUCAGCUACUUCUGAUGUAUGCGAAUUCCCUUUUUACUAUAUUAGCUGGUGCAGACAAUUGCAACUUGGGGAGUACAGAAAAUUGAGAUGAUUCUUCAAACAAUGGAAGACUUGAAACGUAUGAAGCUUGAGCAGUAGGAAAUCUGCUCUGGGAUAAGCUUUAUUAUGCUCACAUCAAUAUUUGAAACUGACUGUAUAUUUAUCUUUGCUAUGUUAAGAAAGAAGCUGGUUUCUUCUUUCUUCUGUCUCUCAAUUAUUUGUUUCCUUUCUUUCUAGCAACUGUUAGUGGGAGGGAUAAAAAAUUCUUUGAAAAUAUGUCUUAUUUUCAUCCACUAACCUGAAUUAUUACAAUGGAAUUGACUUGUGGAAUAGACCAUAAUGCUCUUAUUUCUGAAAGUUUGGCUCUUUUGAAUUGUUUUCCCCCACAACAGGACCAUCAACCUGACUGUCAGCAAAUGUUCAUUGUUAAGAGCCCACUCAUGUGCACCUUUAUUGAAUAGAUGCAUUUAUGAUGUUUCUCUAACAUCCAGUGCUGUCAUGGAAGUUGGAUGCCUUGUAUUAGUUGUAUGUAAACCAAUGGACUGGUUGGUUUAAAUUGUUAAUGAUAUGAGCUUGCAUCUUAUGAUAUCUAGUAUUAA
Messenger RNA from Quercus lobata, 2378 nucleotides. It is a transcript of the gene PTAC15, whose product is annotated as plastid transcriptionally active 15. Gene Ontology annotation, biological process: regulation of DNA-templated transcription. The coding region runs from base 67 to 1659 and encodes 530 amino acids. The record is from RefSeq and is a predicted model, not a curated record. Lineage: Eukaryota; Viridiplantae; Streptophyta; Magnoliopsida; Fagales; Fagaceae. Gene Ontology annotation, molecular function: double-stranded DNA binding. The transcript has 2 exons.